CCAAUAAAUUGCAUGUUUCUUGUGUUUAUAUCAAUACUAGAUCUAAAUGGAGGAUUCCAUAGUAUUAGGAAAUUUUGCUCAAGUGAGCAUAACAAGGUUGCUUCGAACAGCAUAAAAAGGGUUCAGCGGUUCUUUAGGUGCAUACAAUCAACUGUUUUUUGGUACCCUUGUGCACCAUCAAUGAUCGAACCUGACGAGCAGAUAUGGGGGUUUUGGUACUGUAAAAUAGUCCUCUGUUUUGUGAAAUUCGCGCCACCACUACCGCACAUUCAACCAUCCAAACCAAGCUAAGUGAGACUCACUUCUGUUGAUACCUGAAUGGGUUUCGAGACAUAGUCGCCAUCAAGCAUUCGGAGAUGCUACGAUCGAAGUGGAUACUUUUAGCGGUUCUUGUGGUGGCUUUGUGUGAUUCUUUCGUCACAUCCGUUCGCGUGUUGGAACGCUUCAAGAGCCGGGCUGAUCUGAGGGUUAUUCGUCGGAAUCGUUUGCGUGAAUUGCGUGAUUUGGCUGCGAAUGGUUUCACACCCACGUUCAGAUUGCAGGAUGAUGGUAACGAACUCUCCCAAUUGGGCGGCAAUAACAAUGUCACCAGCACAAAUCAUAUCCAAAACGAGAAGGAUCAGUCAAAUGAGGACUUUGGCCAAACACAAAUAAGUGAAAGUGAUAUUGCGGAGGCCGCCGUGGGACAAUUUCGGACACCGAUAAUAAGUUCGAUCUUUGAGCAGCACGUGAUUUUUCGGUUCUACAAUGGGAACAACUUGACCAAAACUACUACCCUACGAAAUACACCACUUCUGUCCAAUACAGAAUGUUCUGCAUCGGACAAAUUCGCUAUUGUUGUACAUGGGUGGCAUGAGAACUGUUACGAAACCUUUUGGGUAAAAGACUUACAACGCAAUCUGGACACCUACCGAGGAGGAUGUGUCAUUUGUAUGGAUUACUCUACAUUCUCGAGCAAUGGGUACACGUAUUUGUUCCGGAGAUUUGAUGAAAUCAGUUCGGUUUUGCUCAAAUUUGUACGUAUACUACAAUACGAAGGAAUGCAGUUCGACAAGCUAUUCAUGUUUGGCUUCAGCUUCGGAGGACAACUGGUGCUGGACGUUGGUAAUCAGGUCGGGUUCGGAGCCAUUGAGGCUAUCGAUACUUGUGACAUGGCAGGCGUAGGUUUCGACCAGGAUCGAUUCUUCAAGGGAAUUCACUUCCGGAACGCGGCGAAGAAUGUGCAAUGUAUUCACACCAGUAUUGACAAAGGGACGAAACUGAUGAACAAAUGCCACCAGGAUUGGCGAAUGGGUCAAUGUGGCUUUAGGCAACCGGCUUCUGGUAAACCUCCCCUAGGUUCACAUGGGCUGUGUCCAGUUUUCUACAAUCUUGCAUUUGAAACGAACUUCUACGCUGAAUCCAGGCCAAUCGAUUGCAUUAUGUUGAGGGAUCCUGUAGCAGAGUAUCCAAGUGGAUACAAAAUGGGCUACAUAGAACAUCGAAAAGACCAAGUUCGAGGAGAACUUUAUGCACAGACGUCGGAAAACUUCCCGUAUGCCGUACCCCAUCAAGCGUAGAUGUCCAAACUGCAGUUGAAUAACCCCAGUGACUGAAUGUAUUCAUAAACAAAUGAUAAAACUUAUUAUCUAUUUCCUUUGUACCAGUUUUUUAUUAAUUUAUUAUUUGCCUUUUAAAAACAAACGAUAAACAGGAAACUACACGAUCGCCAAUAACAAUUAGUUUUCA
This is a messenger RNA of Aedes aegypti (yellow fever mosquito), 1728 nucleotides long. RefSeq lists its product as uncharacterized. Lineage: Eukaryota; Metazoa; Arthropoda; Insecta; Diptera; Culicidae. The coding region runs from base 357 to 1559 and encodes 400 amino acids. The record is from RefSeq and is a predicted model, not a curated record. Gene Ontology annotation, molecular function: lipase activity. The transcript is spliced from 3 exons.